This is a messenger RNA of Globicephala melas (long-finned pilot whale), 6169 nucleotides long. RefSeq names its product zinc finger protein 33B-like. Lineage: Eukaryota; Metazoa; Chordata; Mammalia; Artiodactyla; Delphinidae. Gene Ontology annotation, biological process: regulation of DNA-templated transcription. The record is from RefSeq and is a predicted model, not a curated record.
GCGCAUGUCUGAUAGCCUGGAGGCUCUGCCUCUAGAAAGCCUCGGGACGAUUGAGGCAGACGGUCACGGAGCGUCCGGGUCUGCGCGCCGCUCAGGGAGCUGCUAUACCUUCAGAGAUUUCAACAUUUUUCCAAGACCAGCAAAAUAUGAAGAAAUCUUAUGGUAUUGCAUCCCUAAACCAGAACUGAUCUUCAGGUUGGAACAAGGAGAGCAACCAUGGGUAUUAGAGGAAGAGUCCCCAAGCCAGAGCUCCCCAGAAGUCUGCAAAGUUGAUAAUCAGCUAGAGCAGAGUCAGGAAAUCCAGGACAGACAUUUCGGGCAAGCUCCGUUUAUCAACAACAAAACACUGACUAUAGAGAGAGGUAAUGUAUUAGGAAAAAUGUUUAAUUUCAGCACAUACCCAGUUUCUUCUGUAAAAAUACCUUGUAAAUGUGACACAAGUGGUAUGAGUUUGAAAUAUAUUUCAGAAUUAAUUAUUGAGAAAAACUAUUUAAGAAAGAAGUCUGAUGAUCUCAGCGCAUAUGGAAAAUUAUUCCUUCAUAUUAACCAUGAAAAAACUCAUGUGGGAGAGAUACCUUAUGAAUUCAUUCAAAAUGGAAAGUACCUCAGUCAUAAUGAAGACUUCAUGCCAUAUGAGAAAAUUAAAAAUGUAGAGCAUUCUUUUGACUACAAAGAACGUGGGAAAGAUUUCUGUGAGAAGACACUUUUCAUCACGUAUAAACAAGGUCACAAGGGACAGAGUCCUUGUGAACAUAGGGAAUGUGAUAAAACAUUCUGUAAUUAUUCAACCCCCCAAAAAAGAGAAAGUCUUUAUGAGUUUAAUGAAUAUGGUAAAGCCUCUGAGAAAUUAUCUCUCUUGAAACAUAGAGUUCAUUUGAAGGUGAAAGAUUAUGAACAUACUGAAAAAGUAGAUAAUUUCAGCAGAUCAAAUUUUCCUGACACAGGAGAGAGAACAUUUGAAUCUAACAGCCUGAGGGAACCUUUCUGGGAGAAGUCAGUUCCUAAUGUAACUCAGAGAACAGGCAUAGGAGACAAUGUCUAUGAAUGUAAUGAAUGUGAAAAAGCAUUCUGUGAAAAAUCAAAACUCACCAAACAUCAGAGACUACAUACAGGAAAGAAACCCUAUGAAUGUAACGAAUGUGGGAAAUGCUUCUCUAGAAAGUCACUUCUCACUUUACAUCAGAGAAUCCACACUGGAGAGAAGCCCUAUAAAUGUAAUGAAUGUGGGAAAUCCUUCUCUAGGAAUUCACACCUCACAAUUCAUCAGAGAACUCACACAGGAGAGAAACCCUAUGAAUGUAAGGAAUGUAGAAAAAGCUUCUACCAUAAGUCAUAUCUCACAGUACACCAGAGAAUUCACACAGGGGAGAAACCCUAUGAAUGUAAUCAAUGUGGGAAAACCUUCAUAAGCAACUCAGUUCUCACAGUACAUCAGAAAACACACACAGGUGAGAAACCCCAUGAGUGUAGUCAAUGUGGGAAAUUUUUCUCCAGGAAUUCAUACCUUACAGUACAUCAGAGAACUCACUCAGGUGAGAAACCAUAUGAAUGUAAGGUAUGUGGGAAAACCUUCUGUCAUAAGUCAGAUGUCACUAAACACCAGAAAACUCACAUAGGGAGGAAACCCUACAAAUGUAAUGAGUGCGAGAAAACCUUCAGUCGCAAUUCAGGCCUAAAAGUACACCAGAGAACACACACAAAGGAGAAACCCUAUGAAUGUAAUGAGUGUGGGAAAUCAUUCUCUGAGAAAUCAGUCCUCACGGUACAUCAGAGAAUACAUACAGGGGAAAAACCUUAUAAGUGUAAUGAAUGUGGAAAAACCUUUUACAAUAAGUCAGAUCUCACUAAACACCAGAGAACUCACACAGGUGAGAAACCCUAUGAAUGUAAGGAAUGUGGGAAAUUCUUCUCUAGAAAUUCAUACCUUACAGUACACCAGAGAGCUCACACAGGGGAAAAACCCUAUGUCUGCAAAAAAUGUGGGAAAACCUUCUACUAUAAGUCAGACUAUACAGUACAUAAGAGAACACACAGAAGGGAGAAGUCUUCUCACUGUGAUCAGUGUGGGAAAACCUUCACUUGCAAUUCAGUCCUCAGAUCACAUCAGAGAACUCACACAGGGGAGAAGCCCUAUGAAUGUAAGGAGUGUGGGAAAUCUUUCUCUGAGAAAUCAGUCCUCACUGUACAUCAGAGGAUACACACAGGGGAAAAACCUUAUAAGUGUAAUGAAUGUGGGAAGCCCUUCUAUCAUAAGUCAGAUCUCACUAAACAUCAGAGGACACACACAGGGGAGAAACCCUAUGAAUGCAGUCAUUGUGGGAAAACCUUCAGUUGCAACUCAGGUCUCAAAGUACAUCAGAGAAGACACAUAAUAGGAGAGAGGCUAUUCAAAUGUAAUGAAUGUGGGAAAACAUUCAAUCACAAGUCAAACCUCACAGUGCAUCAGAGAACACAUACAGGGGAGAAGCGCUAUGAAUGUACUAAAUGUGGGAAGUCCUUCCAACAGAAGUCAAUGCACAUGGUCCAUCAGAGAGUUCACACAGGAAAGAAGCCCUAUGAACAUAAUUUAUGUGGGAAGACCUUCAGUCACAAAUCAGCCCUCACAGACCAUCAGAGAACACACACAGGAGAGAAACCCUACAAAUGCAAUGAAUGUGGGAAGUCCUUUUACCGAAAGUCAUCCCUCACUCAACAUGGGAGGACUCACACAGGGGAAAAACCCUAUGAAUGUAAUGAAUGUGGGAAAACUUUCUGCCAGAAGUCAGCUCUCAUUCAACAUCAGAGAACUCACACAGGAGAGAAACACUUUCAGUGUAAUGAAUGUGGUAAAACUUUCUGUCAGAAGUCAGCCAUUGUUAUACAUCAGAGAACUCACUCAGGAGAGAAACCCUUCCAGUGCAAUGAAUGUGGAAAAUCUUUUCGUAUGAAGUCAACUCUUACUAAACAUCAGAGAACUCACACAGGGGAAAAACCCUAUGAAAGUAAUGCAUGUGGGAAGAAUUUCUGUCAGAAAUCUACCCUCACUAAUCAUUUGAGAACUCACUUGGGGGAGAAACCUUAUAAAUGUGGAGAAUGUGGGAAAACUUUCUGCCAGAAAUCAACCCUUACUAAUCAUCAGGGAAUUCACAUAGGGCAGAAGUCCCAUGUGGCACAAACUGGCUAUGUUUUUCCCAAUACUCAUUUCCUUUUUUGUGUGGAUACACAACUAGUUAAGAUUUUCUAGCUUUCCCUUGAUCCACAUGAGGUUAUGCGAUCAAGCUCUGUAUCAGAAUGUGGGCGUAAGUGAUGUACAUUAUUUCCAAGCCCAUGAAAGACCUCAUUUGGAAUCCUUCCUACUUCCCAUUCUUUCCCUGUCAAAGAUCAUCCUCAGGACAGCUUGGGAGUGAGGCAUUAGAGAUUACAGAUUCACAAGUUGGAAGAAACCAGGGUCUCUGAAUGACUUCCUGAGCAGAGCCCUCCCUUCUCUACCAUGACGCUUAAGUCUUUUCAGGAACAAGAAAUAAACUUGCAUUGUGUUGAGCCAUCACAUGUUCAGGUCUAUUUGUUGUCAUAGCUUAUCUUAGCCAUCCUGUAUUUCAUAUAGCCUGUGAAUCUAAUGAUGGAGUGAGAAACAGUGUAUGUCAGAGAAUUCAGUAAUAGAGAAACCCCUGUCAAUAUCCUGCAUUUUAAUAACCCUUCAUCAGCAAGUCAAACAUUUUGUAAAUCAGAUAUUUACCAUGAAAAACCCCAAGAUGAAAUGGCUGUAGGAAGAUUUUCACAAAGACACAGAUUUUACUGAACAUCAGAUAAUUGAGAGUAGAAUAAAACCUUAUAAUAUCAAAACACAUUUCAAAAUUUGUAUAUCAGAGAAUAUGUGACAGAAGAAAAUUGUCAGCUUUAGAAAUGUCAGGGAGGCUUCCCUGGUGGCGCAGUGGUUAAGAGUCCGCCUGCCAAUGCAGGGGAUGCAGGUUCGAGCCCUGGUCUGGGAAGAUCCCACAUGCCGUGGGAGCAACUAAGCCUGUGUGCCACAACUACUGAGCCUGGGCUGUAGAGCCCGCAAGCCACAACUACCGAGCCCAUGUGCCACAACUACUGAAGCCUGUGCGCCUAGAGCCUAUGCUCCGCAACAAGAGAAGCCACGACAAUGAGAAGCCUGUGCACCGCAACGAAGAGUAGCCCCCGCUCACCGCAACUAGAGAAAGCCCGUGCACGGCAACGAAGACCCAACGUAGCCAAAAAUAAAUAAGUUCAUUAAAAAAAUGUUGGGGGAAUCUUCAUCUGGAAAUAAUCUAAUUCUAGAAGCAAGGUUUUGGAUGCAGUACCAAAUAUCUUAUUAGAAAUAUAACACAGUAUGUUUACUUAGUCAUGCUCACCAUGGAAUAUGUAGCUUUAAAAAAGGCACAAAUGAGUUGAAGCAUCAGAAUAGCAGCUUUCAAUGUGUAUGUAAAUAGCCUCUGAGCUAUGUCAGGCUGAUAUGCAUAAUUAUGCUCUUUAACACUUACUUCAUGUAUGUUUGAUUUUUGUUUCAGACCCCAAAAUAAUCGUAGUGGAAUGAUGACGCUUACCUAAAUAACUUUAUUUAUAUCAGGGUUUCUUACACUAAAUACUAUUGUUGUUUCAUCAUAUAUUUACACAACAUAUACUUUAGAAGACACAUUGAAUGCAUAAAAUGCCACAUAUCCUGUGUUCUUUACUCUUUGGUGACAUAUAUAAAUGGGUAUAAACAUUGUUACCAAACUGUCCUUUCAGUAAAUGACCCAAACAAUGUUUAAUAGAAUCAAGGUUUACUUAAAGUAUGCAACGAACCAGUACACAAUUGUUUAUAACACACAUCUGAGUCAAUGUUCAAAAGUAGCCUUGAACAUUAGUACUUAUACUUUACAGAUUAAAAACAGCACUUGUUGAAGAAGUUACCCCCAUUUUAUAUUUUUUAUAUGUCUAAGUGAUAUGCUUAUAUAAAUUUAGGUGUGAAGCUCAGAUUUUAUGUGAGCUAAGAACUAUCUGUGUUUGUAUUUAGUGUGGUAGAAUGCCACAGUUUUCUUCCUUGAAUUAUGUGACAUGGCAUUGUUUUCUCAGACAAGCUGUUCUAUUUCUGCCACUUAUCAUUUGUGUGACCUAUGUAGUGAUUUAAUCUCUCUGUGCCUCAGUUUCCUCAUUUGAAACAUGGAGAUACUAUUACCUACUUCACAGAUACUGAAUAGUUUGACUUGGAGUGUUCUGUUAUAGCCAAAGGCAUUUAUGUUCAGAACUUGAACUUUAGAAAUAAAAUUGUCUAUCAUUCCAUUGUUUGAAAGGAAUUUCUAUUUGUUGAUACAAGAAGAUUCUUUUUAGAACUUUCCAUUUUGUCAGGUGUCUUCUCUUUAAAACAUAUGAAACAAAUAUGUUUUAAGUUAAGUUGAAUGAUCAACUGACCCCCUUCUCUUACUGCUUGAUUAAAUAUGGUGCAAAGUAAAGACCCAACUUUGUUUUUUUCCAGAUGAAUAGCCAGUUGAUCUCUCACCGUUUGAUUUAUUCACCCUAUUUUACUGAUUUGAAACCCGUUUUUAAAUUGUAUGCAGGACUUCCCUGGUGGCGCAGUGGUUGAGAGUCUGCCUGCCAAUGCAGGGGACAUGGGUUCGAGCCCUGGUCUGGGAGGAUCCCACAUGCCGCGAAGCAGCUAAGCCCCUGUGGCACAACAACUGAGCCUGCGCGUCUGGAGCCUGUGCUCCGCAACAAGAGAGGCCGUGAUAGUGAGAGGCCCGCGCACCGCGAUGAGGAGUGGCCCCCGCUCGCCGCGACUGGAGAAAGCCCUCGCACAGAAACGAAGACCCAACACAGCCAAAAAUAAAUAUAAAAAUAAAUAAAUAAAUAAAGAUGUUUAAAAAAAUGUAUGCAGAAUUACCCUUUGAAGUGGCUAUUGUAUUUUUAGGCUCUGCAUUCCUGUCCACAUUAUUCUGCUGGUGCAUAACCCAGAUGGGCCAAUUAUAGGACACUGCCUGCCUUGAAAGGAGUCCUUCAAGCUGAAAUGAAAAGAUGCUAAUCAGCAACGUGAAAACAUAUGAAAAUACACAGGACACUGGUAAAGGUGAAAAUAAACUUAGAAAACUGUAACUCUGUAUUAGGAUUGUCUGUUAUCCCCUCAAAUAUAUAGAAGUUAAAGGAAGGGAGUAGUACAAAUAGCUACUGUAACUAUAUUCUGAGUGGAUUUGGU